Messenger RNA from Neofelis nebulosa (Clouded leopard), 3848 nucleotides. It is a transcript of the gene TCFL5, whose product is annotated as transcription factor like 5. The record is from RefSeq and is a predicted model, not a curated record. Bases 87 to 1505 code for a protein of 472 amino acids. The transcript has 6 exons. Gene Ontology annotation, molecular function: DNA-binding transcription factor activity, RNA polymerase II-specific; protein dimerization activity; RNA polymerase II cis-regulatory region sequence-specific DNA binding. Gene Ontology annotation, biological process: spermatogenesis; regulation of DNA-templated transcription. Lineage: Eukaryota; Metazoa; Chordata; Mammalia; Carnivora; Felidae. Gene Ontology annotation, cellular component: nucleus.
CGCCCCCCGCCCCCAACGUCGCCCGGCGACGCCGCGCCGGCCCGGUGCCCGCCGGCCCCGCCGCGCGCCCCGCCGUUGGCGCCGGCAUGUCGGGCCCCGGGCCGCGGGAGCCGCCGCAGGCGGGCGGGCCGGCGGGCCCCGAGGGCGCGGACGCGGCGCCGGGCGAGGCGGGGCUGAGCUUCACGACCACCGACCUGAGCCUGGUGGAGAUGACGGAGGUGGAGUACACGCAGCUGCAGCACAUCCUCUACUCGCACAUGGAGGCGGCGGCGGCCGACGGCGAGCUCGACGCGCGCCUCAGCUCGGCCUUUCUGGCGGCCACGGCGCCGGGCGCGGCGACGGCGGCGGGCGGCUUCGCGGCGGCGGGGGGCGCGGCGGCGGCGGCGGCGGCCGGGGGCGCGGCGUCCGUGUACCCGGUGUUGUGCCCGCCCGCGCUGGCCGACGGCGGCUUCGCGGGCGCCGCGCCCUGCCUGGGCCACGUCGACUUCCAGGAGCUGCGCAUGAUGCUGCUCAGCGAGGCGGGCGCCCCCGCCGCCGCCGAGAAGACGCCGGGCGCCGACGGCCCCGGCCCGGGCGCGCCGCGGCCCAAGGCGCCCGACGGCGGCGGCAAGGAGAACGCGGAGGGCGCGCCCGAGGCGCGGGCCAAGUCGGCCGUGCGCGUCCGCCUGGAGGACCGCUUCAACAGCAUCCCCGCUGAGCCGCCUUCCGCCCCGCGCGGCGCCGAGCCCCCCGAGCCCGGCGUGGCGCUCAACAAUUUGGUCACUCUUAUCCGACAUCCUUCCGAAUUAAUGAACGUCCCUCUUCAUCAGCAACAAAACAAGUGCACGACGUUAGUGAAAAAUAAAACUGCCACCGCGGCCACGGCCCUGCAGUUCACGUACCCCGUGUUCACGGCCAACGCCUGCUCGGCCAACGCCGGCUCGAACCCGUCGCAGGUGCAGAGCUCUAGUAACCCAUGUUCUAUACUCGAAGCUGCCAAGCAUCAGGAUAUUGGAUUGCCUAGAGCAUUUUCUUUCUGUUACCAGCAGGAAGUUGAAUCCACUAAACAGACUUUGGGCGGUAGAAACAAAGCUUUGCCUGAGCAGGUUUGGAUUAAAGUAGGAGAAGAAGCGCUAUGUAAGCAAGCAAUAAAUAAGAGGAACCGGAGUAGAAUUCGUCAGCUGGACACAAACGUAGAACGAAGAGCCCUUGGAGAGAUUCAGAACGUGGGUGAAGCUUCCACCGCCGCACAGGGCGCUUGGCCACCCGCGGAGUCCUCGCAGGCAAACCUCGGGGAGCAGAGCCAGAGCGGGCCCCAGGGAGGAAGGUCGCAGCGCAGGGAGAGGCAUAACCGCAUGGAAAGAGAUAGAAGGCGCAGAAUCCGCAUUUGUUGCGAUGAGUUGAAUCUUCUAGUCCCAUUCUGCAAUGCCGAGACAGAUAAGGCAACCACGCUCCAGUGGACCACAGCGUUCCUGAAGUACAUUCAGGAGAGACACGGAGAUUCUCUUAAGAAGGACGUGAACUAAAUAUAAACCCACUACAGCCCAGCAACAAAAGCAACACAAUACAAAAACAAAGGAUUCGAGCACCUUUUUCCAGAGAAGGUGAGCAAAUGGCCAGCAAGUGCAUGAGAAGAUGCUCGCCAUCUCUGACCAUCAGGGAAAUGCAGGUCAAAGCCACGUGCAAGUACCACUUCUCACCGUCACGUGUGGCUGUUACAGACAAAAUAGGUGCUCACAGGAGGUGCAGAGCUGGAACUCGGGGCUGCUGGUGGGAAUGUCAGAUGGUGCGGCUGCUGCAGACAGUUGUCUGACGGUGUCUCAAGAAGUUAGCCUAGAAUUACUGCGUGAUCCGGCAGUCCCUCUUGGGGGUUAUGCACCCGAGAGACUUAAAAGCAGGGACCCGGAUGGACGCCUGUAUGUCAGUGUUCACAGCAGCUCUGGUCUCAGAGGCCAGAAUGUUGGAGGCGGGCCCGCUGCCUGGCAGCGUGCGUGCGGAGGGCGCUUACUCAGCCGUAGCCAGAGAGAGCCGUAGGCAGAGAGGGUUGCUGCAGCACGGGCGCGCCUCGUCGCCGCUCUGAGUGACGUGAACCAGUCACAGGAGGACAGACGCCCCGUGGGUCCACUUCUGUGUGACCCCUGGAGCUGUUCCAUUCGUAGGGACAGAAAGUGGGAUGGUGGGCAGGGGCUGCGGGAGGACGAGAGUCAUGUUUGACGGGGGACACAGUGUCCGUGUGGAAAGAUGAAAAGUGGUGGUGGUCACGCGACGCUGUGAAGGCAGUUCGUGCACCGGAUAAAACCACAUACAGCGGUUAAAACAAAAUGUCACGUUAUGUAUUUUUUACUGUAACAAAACCUUUAAGCCUAGACUCAGCGGCAUAAGAAUGCUAUGCUUAAAAAACUCGUGGAAAUGUGUCCGUGCACAAACAUGGAGAGAACAGAAUACCGAGCUCCUGUGUUCCUGUAACUCUGCUUCAGGGCCAAGAUCGCCUCGUCUGUACUCCGGUCCUGCCUCCCUUGCGGGACUAUUUUAUUUUACAGCAGUUGCAGACCUAACAUUUUAAUUUAAUUUUUCAAUUUACAUUCAAGUUAGUUAGCGUGUAGCGCAACCAGGAUUUCAGGAGUAGGUUCCUUAGUGCCCCCUCCCCAUUGAGCCCACCCCCCCUCCCACACCCCCUCCAGUAACCCUGUUUGUUCUCCAUAUUGAAGAGUCUCUUAACAUUUUGUCCCCCUCCCUGUUUUUAUAUUAUUUUUGUUUCCCUUCCCUUAUGUUCGUCUGUUUUGUCUCUUAAAGUCCUCCUAUGAGUGAAGUCCUAUGAUUUUUGUCUUUCUCUAAUGUCGCUUAGCAUAAUACUCUCUGGUUCCAUCCACGUAGUUGCAGAUGGCAAGAUUUCCUUCUUUGUGAUUGCCGUGUAAUGCGCCAUUGUAUGUAUACCACAUCUUUAGCCAUUCAUCCCUCGAUGGACAUUUGCUCCUUGCUCUUUAUUUCUUGAAGAGACGGAACACUUUGUCCAUAGGACGUCUGCCUUCUGCGUUGUGCAGACCCACGAUCCCGUUUCCCAGAGGCUGACAAAGAUCUGGCUGUCUGCACUUGCCUUCUUUUGUGAGCUUGGGGCUGACCCUGUGCUCGGGACAGCCAGCCUGCCCCAGGCACGAGAGCUGAGGCCUUGAAAAGUUCCUGGAGGCAGGACAGCGUGAGCAAGGGCCGUGCCGACGGUACCACGGGAGCCAGAUUUUAGUCUUACGGGUGCGGAGGUAACCCCUGACCCCAGGCCUGCCCCGGAACACUUGCUGGUGUGUGGGGGGUAGGUCAUGGGUACGGUGUCUGUGUGGGGUGAUGGAAAGUUCUGGAGAUGGAUGGUAGUGAUGGCUCUGAAACACUGAUGUCCUUAAUGCGGCUGAUUGAACACUGACACUAAAGGGGUAAAGUGGUGUAUUAUGCUACGAUAGAAAAUCUGUAAGUAUGGCUGCUGCUUUUAAAUAAAGAAGGCUUUAUACUAUAUUCAGGCGUCAUGAGACUCUAUUGGAAAGUUAAAAAUACAUGUAAAUGUAACGGAGAAAAAUGUUUGAAUCCUUUUUAUCCUGUACACCCCCUUACGAGAUGCGACAUGAAUUUGUAGAUGACGCCUACAUAUCUUGAAGUAAUUUAGCUCAUAAUUUCAACCUUCUUUGUUUAAUUUUUUAAAGGUUUUUUUCAUUGUAAGUACUCUCUCCGCCCCACCACGGGGCUCGAACUCACGACCCCGAGAUCAAGAGCCGUGCACAUUGCACCGACUGAGCCAGCCAAAUGCUCCCCCCAACACACAACCUUUGUGUUGUGGAGAUAGUUUCCGUGUCUGUAAAUUCAGUGCAUUAACGGUCAUUUCUCAA